This is a messenger RNA of Mucor mucedo, 1084 nucleotides long. Its product is annotated as brix domain-containing protein 1. The record is from RefSeq and is a predicted model, not a curated record. The coding region runs from base 26 to 949 and encodes 307 amino acids. Gene Ontology annotation, cellular component: nucleolus. Gene Ontology annotation, biological process: maturation of LSU-rRNA from tricistronic rRNA transcript (SSU-rRNA, 5.8S rRNA, LSU-rRNA); ribosomal large subunit assembly. The transcript is spliced from 4 exons. Gene Ontology annotation, molecular function: rRNA binding. NCBI's taxonomy places the organism in Eukaryota, Fungi, Mucoromycota, Mucoromycetes, Mucorales, Mucoraceae.
CUUUAAUCAAAUACAUAAAAAUAAAAUGUUGCGUACAGUUAAAGCUAAGAAUGCCCGUGCCAAGCGUUUCUUGAAGAACCGUGAAGCCAAGGUCCAUGAAAACCCUAAGAACACUUUAGUUGUGCGGGGAUCUUCUACCAGUCAAGUCGUCAGUGACGCCUUGAAAGACUUGUAUGCUUUAAAGCGCCCUAAUGCUAUUUACUUCUCAAAGAAGAACGAGAUCAAGCCUUUUGAAGAUGAUGAGAAGCUCGAAUUUUUCUCUCGCAAGAACGAUUCCGCACAUUUAGUUGUUGGUACUCAUUCCAAGAAGAGACCUCACAACUUGACUUUUGUCCGUAUGUACAACCAUCAAAUGUUGGAUAUGUAUGAAUUCGGUAUCGAGAACCCCAAAUCUAUGAACUCUAUUCCCGGUCAAAAAUGUUCUUUAGGUUUAAAGCCUUUGAUGAUUUUCAACGGUGAUCGUUUUGAAUCUGAUGAAAAGUGUAAAAAUAUCAAGAAUUUCUUUUUAGAUUUCUUCAAUGGUGAAGAGACUAGCGCUAUCAAUUUGGCCGGUCUUGAGCAUGUCAUCAGUUUAACCGCUACACCCGAUGAUCGUAUCCUUUUCCGUACCUACUCAAUCCAAAUGAAGAAGAGUGGUUUAAAGACUCCUAGAGUUGAAUUAGAAGAAAUGGGUCCCAGCUACGAUCUUAAGAUGAAGCGUACAUCUGUACCUAAGCCUGAUAUGUGGAAGUCUGCAGUUAGAGUGCCUAAGGAAGUUAAGCCCAAGAAGGCAAAGAAUAUCGAAGUUGAUGAGAUGGGUGAUAAAUAUGGUCGUAUCCAUCUUGGUAAGCAAGAAAUUGACAAGAUCCAAACUAGAAAGAUGAAGGGUUUGAGAAAGAGAGGCCCUGAGGAUAAGGAAGAAGGUGAUGAGGCUUCAGCAAAAAAGCAAAAGGUUGAGGAUGAAGAGUAGACUUUAUACACCCAACAACAACUUACACAUAUAAACACACACACACAACAAGACACUCCCACAUAUCUCGCCACUCCCCUUAAAUGCACCCCACACAUAUUUUUGUAAAAUACAUAAUCCAAAUUGAAAAAAAAA